Didymodactylos carnosus is the source of this 1504-nucleotide messenger RNA. The record is from the annotation of a GenBank genome assembly. Lineage: Eukaryota; Metazoa; Rotifera; Eurotatoria; Philodinida; Philodinidae.
UAUUGCCACAGCACUCAUGACAAAUCAAACAUUAACAACACUUGACUUAGCCGACAACAAAAUAUCAGCUGAUGGAGCAAAAGCUAUUGCCACAGCACUCAUGACAAAUCAAACAUUAACAACACUUGACUUAGGCUACAACCAAAUAUCAGCUGAUGAAGCUACAGCUAUUGCCGCAGCACUCAUGACAAAUCAAACAUUAACAACACUUAACUUAUGGAACAACCAAAUAUCAGCUGAUGGAGCUAAAGCUAUUGCCACAGCACUAAUGACAAAUCAAACAUUAACAACACUUAACUUAUGGAACAACCAAAUAUCAGCUGAUGGAGCUAAAGCUAUUGCCGCAGCACUCAUGACAAAUCAGACAUUAACAACACUUGACUUAGGCUACAACCAAAUAUCAGCUGAUGGAGCUACAGCUAUUGCCACAGCACUCAUGACAAAUCAAACAUUAACAACACUUGACUUAGGCUACAACCAAAUAUCAGCUGAUGAAGCUAAAGCUAUUGCCACAGCACUCAUGACAAAUCAAACAUUAACAACACUUGACUUAGAAGACAACUCUAUAUCAGCUGAUGGAGCUAAAGCUAUUGCCACAGCACUCAUGACAAAUCAAACAUUAACAACACUUAGCUUAGGCUACACGCGCGAAAGACCACAAACAGCUACAGUAAUUCCAACAAAAGAAUCAGUCACUAGUGCAAAACCAAGUCUAUGUAGUGUAAAUUCAACUGUAUUUUUCGCUUGUAGUAGAAUUUGCGAUGGUGGCAUGAAAGAGCGAACAAAUUUGUGUUUUAUGAACAAUAGACGAGUACCAUGUAAAUCCUGCAAAAUUCAAGAUAACGAAGUGGAGAAAUGUAACAUAUGGCCAUGUCCAAAAUGUCGUGUAGAAGUUGAUGUUGGUAUUUUACUGGAUUCAUCUUCAAGUAUCAAAGAAUGGGCUGUAGUUGUAAAUGCCACUUCCGAGUUUGUUCCUGUUUUCAAAAAUCAAAAUGUUUCAGUCUUGUUUGGUAUUGUUCUGUAUGCAAAUAGACCACAAAUAUUUCGACGUUUUAAUCAACCUGUUACUAUCGAAGAUAUUCGUCGAUUGGGCCGUAUUGAUAUAACAGCUUUGAAAGCUCUGCCUCCAACGAUCGAUGCUGCUCAUCAACAUUUUAAAAGAGCAGCUGUUGCUGUAAAUAUGUGGUGCAGAAAUGCUCAAUCAUUAAUCUGUGACAAGAAUGGUUUUGAAAAUAUCAAUGGAAACUCAAAAGUUAAAUGGAUUACUAAAUCUACAACUCCGGAUCCAUCACUCGCAACGUCAUGCGGAUGUAAAAGCGGAAAUUGCAAAUCUUGCAUAUGUGUAAAAAGUAAUUUGAAAUGUAUACCAAAAUAUUGUUCGUGUGAUGAUAUUAGUCUUUUUGAAUCUACGAAAGCUGAGAAAAGCAGCGUUUACUCAGCAUGUAGACCUCGUUUUGAGGCUGUCGAUUGGGAUGGUAUUGGACAGAAAUUGACGGGAUUUUAG